Phycodurus eques (leafy seadragon) is the source of this 901-nucleotide messenger RNA. Its product is annotated as probable thiopurine S-methyltransferase. Gene Ontology annotation, molecular function: thiopurine S-methyltransferase activity. The coding region runs from base 1 to 819 and encodes 272 amino acids. Lineage: Eukaryota; Metazoa; Chordata; Actinopteri; Syngnathiformes; Syngnathidae. The transcript has 9 exons. The record is from RefSeq and is a predicted model, not a curated record.
AUGACGGUCAACACGAACACACUUGCUGAACAAAUUUAUUUAGAGCUGUAUACUUCAAAAAAUAACACGCUCUCUUUGAUUCCGUUAUCAGAUCGACUGCAAUCAAACAUGAGCAGCGUGCUGAAAACUCAGGAAGAUCGGGUUGUUGAGCUCAAUGAAUGGGAGCAACGCUGGGAGGAAAACAAAAUCGGCUUUCAUCAGCCACAAGUACACCGGAUGCUGGAGAGUAAAUUGGACAAAGUUUUGGCUGGGCGGAAAGAAGUUCGCUUUUUCUUUCCUCUCUGUGGGAAAGCUGUGGAUAUGAAAUGGCUAGCAGACAUGGGGCAUUCAGUGGUUGGAGUGGAGAUAUCUGAAAUAGCCAUUCAACAGUUCUUUGUGGAGAACAACCUGAGCUACAGCGAGGAGCCCGUUUUGGGUUUACCUGGAGCAAAGAUCUUCAAGAACUCAGAGAAAAACAUCUCCUUGUACAACUGUGAUCUGUACAGCUUCGCCAGUUCAAUUGCAGGUCAGUUUGGGGCUAUUUGGGACAGAGGAUCUCUUGUGGCCAUCAACCCAAGAGACAGAGAAAAAUAUGCUUCUCUCAUCAUUUCUUUGAUGGCCAAUGACUGCAGAUACCUUUUGUCCACGUUGAUGUACAAUCCUGAACUUUAUAAAGGCCCCCCCUUUGUUGUGCCUGGUGAGCAAGUAUAUGCCCUGUUUGGAGAAAGGUACAACGUAGAACAGCUCCUAUCAGAGAAUGUCACAGAAGACAAACACCGGGCUCGGGGCAUAGACAACCUGAUUGAGCAACUGUACCUCAUCACUCCAAAGAUUAAUUGAAAGCAGAUAAUACUUGAUAAAUAAGCAUCUUUUUGAGAACUAUGAUUGCUGAAUUUAUGAAUAAAAUACUUGCUUGGUCAUA